CAUUUAUUGUUCAUAAACGCUGUGUCGUUUCGUGUGAUAACAUAAUUACUUUAAUAAUAUAAAUAAAUUGGUACCUUUAAGUGAAUUUCAGUGAAUAUUAAUUUCAUUGUUUUAAUUUAAAAAAAAAAUGAAUUUAUGCAGUAUACGCUUUCAUUUACAAUAUGUUAUAGUCCCCCUGUCGUUGUUUGUUACGACUGUAUUGACGAACUGCGAGCUAGUGGAUAUCGUUUCGAAUUGUCAGUACACUAUUGUAUGUCAUCAUCACGCCGGCCGUGCGUCCGUACCUCUAUGCCGGGGCGAACAAAAUAUCACCUUCGUUGUAACCGGCGCAAAUACUCCUCUGGUGAAUUUAAACUACUUCGGAGCUACUAACUUCGAUGAGAGACUACGCUAUUUUAAGGUUACCAACAGUACGUGGAGCGUUUUGUUCACGAAUGCUUUCAAAUACUUCUUGAACGUAUUCCACGUGGACUUCGCCGGGAAUAAUAUAAAAGAAAUCAAGUCUGAUGCCUUUGCCAAUCUACCUAGACUAAGGUACCUUAAUUUAUCAUCGAACUGUAUAUCCGUGAUAGAGAACAGAGGCUUUAAAGUAUCGGACGCGGGGAAUGUUCUGGAAACGUUAGAUUUAUCGAAUAAUAGUCUAACUAAUUUGUAUGAGCACAUAUUCUAUCCAUUGAUCAAUUUGAAGUAUUUAUAUUUACAGAGCAAUUUGAUACAUUUUAUCGAUGACAGCGCCUUUUUGUAUACAAAAAACGUUGUGAUUUUGCAUUUGGAAAAUAAUCUAAUUAGUUCACUUAACAUGACUCUCAUACAUUUAAAGGCGCUGACUGACCUGGAUUUGUCACAUAAUGUUAUGACUCAUCUGAGCGGCUUCGAAAUUAACAGACUGAAUUCUUUGGUAAAUUUAAACUUAUCUCAUAACGAAUUGAGUACACUAGACUAUGACUGUUUCAGUAACGAAUAUAACAUAAAGAUAAUCGAUUUAAGUCAUAACAAAAUAAGGUCCACAAUCGAAAACACCAUGUUCACGAACAACAAAAGGCUUGUGUUCUUAAAUCUGUACAAUAACUACAUUUCUACAAUUCAAGAUAAUACGUUUGCGAAUAGCUCGCUUGUGUACUUGAAUUUGGAGAAAAAUAAUAUUACCGGUGAGAUUGGUCAGAACAUGUUCACUGGCUUACAAAACAUCAUUACGAAAUCUCUAGAUUUAUCCAGACAGAACAUAACUGCUAUCAAGAAAUAUUCAUUUUCAAAGAUGUAUUCACUGUUUUCUGUAAACGUGAGUCAUAACAGAAUUAGUUUAGUUGAACAAAAGAGUUUUGGGAAUGCGUUGAAUGUUCUAGAUUUAUCUUAUAACAACAUAUCUAGCUUAGAUUUUCUCAACGACAGCCUGUCCAACUUAACUGAGCUAUAUCUGAAAAAUAAUAGCAUCAGCAUUGUUAAAAAGAAUGCUUUCCAAAACCAAAUAACGCUUAUAACUUUAGAUUUGUCCGACAACAAAAUUAUACAAAUAGAACAAUAUUCUUUACCGUUGAAAAAAAUUCAGUACUUAUUACUGUCGGGAAAUUUCAUUGGUGGCGUCAUAAAAAAUAAUACUUUUAGUGGAGCUAAGUAUUUAAGAUUUUUGAAUUUAAGCAAUUUUAACAUAACCACAGUAGACGAUAUGGCUUUUGUUGAUCUCCCCGUUCUAGCAAGAUUGAACUUAUCUCACAAUCAGAUUGACAGUUUCAAGCCAAAUAAUUUUCAGGGCAUGGAAAAUUUGUAUAGUUUGGAUAUAUCUAGCAACUGUCUCAAUACCCUAGUAUUAAAUGGCACUAAAUUGACAAAUUUAUUAGCGUUCUUUUUGAACAACAACAAUCUCACGAAUAUCUCCGAAAUAUUCCCCGGUAAUUCUGGACGAUCGGUUCACUAUUUAGAUAUGUCUUUUAACAAUAUUUCCGACUUGACCGGGGUGAAUAAUGAAAAAUUUCCAAACAUAUCAGUAUUACGUCUCGCACACAAUCAAUUAGUUGCAUUUAAUAACGAGUAUACGAAUUCACUGACAACAUUGGUCGAUUUAGAUUUGAGUUCGAACAGAUUGACAAACGUGUUACUGACGUAUUUCAAAGCGCUUCUAAACGUCAACUUGAGCGAUAAUAACCUAACUUCAAUAGAUAGUGCAAUGUUCCAGAAUUCGGAAUAUUUAAAGGCAAUUGAUUUGAGUAACAAUAAAAUAUCGACGGUGAAGCCUGGCACGUUUCAGAGCAUGAAGAACUUGAAACUGCUUAAUCUAUCAUCGAACUAUUUAACCGAAUUGCGCUAUGGUAGUCUCAAAGGACUCCAUAAAACAGAAUUGUUGGAUUUAUCAAGGAACAUGAUUAGAAACCUGAGCGUUGAUGUAUUUCAUGAAUGUCUCAAGUUGGAGUCUCUCAUUCUAGACUAUAACCAAAUAAAGACUUUUAAUGUCCAAGAAUUAUUGGAAAAUUAUUUGUUGAAUUUAAAAACUUUGAGUUUGGGUGGAAAUCCUAUUUCGUGCCGAGAGGUGAACCUAAAUGUAUAUGCCGGCAGGAAUAAACGGGUCGAGGUAACAUCCUUAGAUAAGAUUUAUCACGAGGAUAAUGUGCACGGCAUUUUGUGCGGUGAUUAUUUGUUGUCAACAACUGUUGGCACUACUGUUGUUACGGUCCAGCAGACAACAGAAUCGUUAUCGUCAACAUCCUCGAUAGUUUUGAUAUGGUGCUGCAUUUUAACCACUUUGUUAGUGCUGGUAGUUGUUUUCCUCUUUAUAAAGAGAAAAAAAGUAUAUUCGGUAAAUUUAAAUAGAUUUAUAAACCCAAUUAAUAUAAAUGAAUCUGAAUUGGAAAUGAACGGUUCUGAAUAUCAGAGUGACAAUUAAAAUUAAGUAAUUGCAACUAUUAAAUAACAUAUAAGAGAACAUAUAACAGAACAUAGCUGAUAAUGGCUCAACGAAAACUGGUCUAGAUUUAUUAUUUUUGUGUUUGUCAAAUAACAGUUAAAUCCUUAAUAUGUAUUUAUAUUAUCUAUGUUAUUAUCUAUAUGUUAUUAUAUUAUUUAUAUCUACAUUAUCUAUUAUGUUAUUAUCUAUUUACCUACAAUUGCAAGUGUUUUACUAUAUUUGUUUAAAAAAAUUCUGUUCCUUUUAACGGGUAGUUCUUUAAGUUUCAAUCGAAGAAUUCGUGAAUAAUUCAAACAGUGUAUCGAUAUACGACCAAGGAACUACAACAACACGAUGCGUAUUUUUUGAACUUGGUAAUUACUUUUAUUUCGACAGAACAUUUUUUGGGUAGUUAGUUUGAUGGUUAAUGUUUUUAAAAACAAUAAAAAUAUUUACCUGAAUUAAUACGAGACCCGAUAAUGGGCUCUAUGGUUGCUAUGGUAGCUUAUGUUAGUGAUGAUAUUGCUGUAUUUGGCCAAAUAUAUAACAAAAGUGCUAUAUCAAAGGAAUCGACAAAAACAUCGUAAUAGUCCGUAAGAUAUUGUGUAAAUUGUGUGAUAAUAGAAAGAGACGGUAUUCUCUUUGAAAAAAAAAAACAAUUUACAGAUUCUUCUACUCAAUAUAUUCUUCUUCUUCUCAGUCGUGUCACUCUUGACAGAGUGGUCGUGAUCGUCAUGUAGUGUUUGAAGGGGCAGACUUGAUGCGUCUCACGAUGUCGCGCCAUCUCUCCCUGCUCGAGGCCAUUCUACUGCAAUCAUUUAGGGGACCUCCCACUGCAGUUUUAAUUUGGUCGGUCCACCGCAUUGGUGGCCUCCCGCGCGGUCUUUUACCAUCAACGCUUCCCUGUACUAAUUAUUUUGGGUGAAUUGCCUUUAUAGAAAAUUUUACGUUAAGCUAAAUGCUAGCUAAAAUAAAUUAAUAAUAUGAAGUUGGAUUUAAAAUGCGCUUAAGGCAAUAUUUUCUUCGGUUUCCGCCAGUCAUAGACGUAAUUAAAAUUUAUUUAGAUUGUUUUAUUUUGCGUUUUUUUACUAUCUUAAUUUUCGUUUGCACAAUAUUCAGAUAUCGACGAAUAACGCCUUAGUUAACAACGUCCGUGACCACGAAAAGUAUAAUAAUAUGAAGUAUCUAAAAGGUUGUUAAUAAUAAUAAUAUAUAAUAAAUAAAAUUAAAAGUACCUUUUUUUUUUUUUUUAUUGCUUUGAUGUGUCGACGAGCUCACAGCCCACCUGGUGUUAAGUGGUUACUGGAGCCCAUAGACAUCUACAACGUAAAUGCGCCACACACCUUGAGAUAUAGUUCUAAGUUCUCAGUAUAGUCACAACGGCUGCCCCACCCUUCAAACCGAAACGCAUUACUGCUUCACGGCAGAAAUAGGCGGGGCGGUGGUACCUACCCGUGCGGACUCACAAGAGGUCCUACCACCAGUAAUAUUAAUUAUGUUUAAAGUAAUGUUUUUAAAUUGUAUUUCGAUUAAGACUUUGUCAAUUCUCUUUGUUCUCUGGUAAAAAAAUACAUACUAUGUAUAUAUUAUAUCUGUAGCAUUACUAGUUCGUACUGAUAUAUAAUUUAAGCACGCGUUAUUUGUAACAUCCACUUUUUGAUUGAUUGAUGUCAGAGCAAGUGUUUAUUGAAAAUAAAUAAUUGUUUAAUGGAUUAAUUAGUUGUUAGUUAUGAUAUUUUCUCAUUAUGUACGUUAUUGCGUUCCGUUAAUAUGUUGUGCGUCUUUUAAGGUUUUGUAUGUAAAAUUUAUUUCACGAUUUAUUAUUAUUAUUAUUAUUUUUUUUUAAACAAAAAUUUAGUUGUUAAUAAUAAUAAAUAUUAUGCUUUGG
Molecule: messenger RNA, 4763 nt
Organism: Bombyx mori (domestic silkworm)
Lineage: Eukaryota; Metazoa; Arthropoda; Insecta; Lepidoptera; Bombycidae
Product: chaoptin
Exons: 2
Coding region: 128-2875 (915 amino acids)
Molecular function (GO): protein binding
Source: RefSeq, a predicted model, not a curated record